CCUUUAGUUCCUGCUUUCAUUCAAAGGACGUACCACCAGCAGGCAGCGACACAUGACCCUGCACCUGCCCCUCUGAAACAGCUCAACGAACGGUCACAGACAUCUGAAGAGUCGCUCAGACCGGGCGGAGGACGAAGGACACGAUGAGUUUCUGUUGCUUCAUAUUUAUGCUGCUGCUUCCACUGAGGGCGAGCAGCGCCGUGACAGCCAGCCAGAAUCCUAACGUCACUGAUGUGAUGAUCCACAUCCAGACAGCAGCACAGAAAUCAUCCAGCUCGGAUCCACCUUCAGGGAUCUCUGGUCUCAACGUCACACAGCCAACCAUGAGGGACAAAAACCUGACACAACCAAGUGCUACACCUUCACUGCAAACUGCACCCACCAAGACUCUUCCACCAAACGCUCCUACUACAGCAACCGAACCCCAAACAUCUCCGCCAAACUCAACGCUCGGCAGAGAGACAGGGACACAAGCAACAACAACGGGGACCAGCCAAACCAGCAACCAGACCAGGACUUCAGGAGUACCAUCAACCCUCAGCAGCUCCACCCGAAGCCAAGACACAGGGAACACAUCAACUUCCCAAACCAGCAGAGAUAACACCAACCAUUCAUCCACCACUGUGGAUCUAAGGUCUACUAACCCUAACCCAACCACACCUACAGAGUCUAAGAGUAUGAGACCAGCUACAGAGUCCACUGGUGCCUUUAAAACUUCAAAGGCAACCACAAAACCACCGUUCAUCCCCCCGACCACUAUCAAGACCAAGAAAGAACAAGAUCCUCCAAAGAAGCCAUCAGGCAACAGUCAGGUAGUGGCCUGGAUCAUCGGUGGAUCCCUGGUUCUGAUGAUGGUCGGGUUCCUGAUAAUCUACUUAAAGAAACGGAAGCUGAAGAAGCAGCAGACCACGACCGCAGACUGGGCCGGGCCUUCGCCUUUUCUAGAAGGAGGCGCUGACAACGGCCAAGUGGAACUCAGGUCAUCCAACCGCAUUUCCCUGUCCAGCUUCCUGCCUCAGAGGUUGUCCAAGAGGCUGUCUUUGCUCCAGGAGACAGAGGAGGAAAUGGAAGACCUGACGCCGGGCUCUACGUUUGGAGGUAAGAACCAAGGCCGCAUGUUCGGGCGAGAGGUGGAGGGGAACGGUGUGAAAGAAAGCAACGGGACGGCUGGAGUCACUGCAGAGAUGAAGAGCUCCGGAGACGCUCCAGAGACGAAGGACUCCAGAGAUGCUCCAGAGACGAAGGACUCCAGAGAUGCUCCAGAGACGAAGGACUCCAGAGAUGCUCCAGAGACGAAGGACUCCAGAGAUGCUCCAGAGACAAAGGGCUCCGGAGACGCUCCAGAGACGAAGGACUCCAGAGAUGCUCCAGUGACGAAGGACUCCAGAGACACUCCAGAGACAAAGGGCUCCGGAGACGCUCAAGAGACCGAGUCCUCUUCACAAAGCAGCGACGCACUGACCACAAACAACAACUCAGAGGAAGCAAAGCUCAUCAAGGACGUCUCUGUGCGUCCAGCCCCUCCAGCAGGAGAUGUGGAAGGUGCUCCAGGACAACAGAGUAAUGGACUCGGGUAACCUUGAAUGAACUUCAUCGACAUCCCUCAGUGCCUCAUCCUUUCUGGUUUCUAACGGCAACAAGUGUGAGUGCAAACACAGGAAGUUGACGAACAGUUUGAGGAAAUCAAAAGAGAAGUGGUAUUUAUCUGCGUUUCUACAGCAACGCAACACAGCACAGAAAUAUCUACUGUAAAUAUCCCUCAGAAGAACAACCUUUCCUCUCAGGACAGAUGAAUCCUCACCGACUGAAGACAACACUUUGUCAUUUUCAGAUCCUCAAAUCUGUGAUGCAUGGAGCGUGAGUCAUACGACUGCUUCUGCUUCAUGCUGUCCUGAAUUAUAAUCAGCCAAUCCUCUCCAAUCUAUGAGGUCUCACUCAGACCAAGCUGUUUCAUGAAACUAAUACCACGUUAGGAAGGGAGACCCACACAGAGGGCUCGCAGGAAUAGAAGCAGAAGGAUGUGACGCUUUAAAAACAAAUAGAGCUUUGCUUUAAGUGGUUUUUGUCUUUGCAGCAGUUUGAGAUUAUUUUGGUGAAACCGUAGCGAACGUAUUUUAUGUCAUGGAGUCGAGAGAGUUUAAAUUAUUUAGUGUGAGGAGGUCAUAAAGGUCAUUCUCUUCCUUCUUGGUGUCCAGAUAAAAUCCAACAUGUUUAAUAUUAACCGGAGCUUUCAAAAGAGAUGAAUGAUGUCAUGAACACAUGUUAACAGCCAAUAGGAGCACUCUCUCCAGUAGCAAACAGGAACUAACAAACUGACUGAUGCCAUAAUUGGACCUCGGACUGUACGGAGUCAGUUACGUCUCCACGAGACUGCAGCUGUUUAUUCUGCGGUGAUGAUGUCCUUUAAAAACGGCGUUGAUGGGGAUUCCUGGACUUUUGGACACAGCCUUGUGUGGACAUUUGAGGAACUGCAGUUUUUUGUGUGGUCUUCAUUUUAAACACAGGAGGUUUCUGCUUGAUUGUCCUCUCUCUUACUGUGAACACACGAUGUUAGCGUGGCUGGCUUCAUUCAAGCAGUAAGAGUUUUAAAUAGUCUACUUCGCUUGUAAUGCUAAUCUAGCUAACGUAUUUUGGCCUCAGUUAGCGCUGAGAGCACCUACAGCUGUCAAUAGAUGAAGCUAAAGCUGCUCCGGCUCUCCUCACAGUUUGUUUUUCUCCUGCAGGAGCAUGACAGGACAUUUCAUGAACAGGGAUCUGGUUUAGUUUGUAAACAGAGAUUCUUCUCUGGAUGUGAGGGGGGUCGGUCUUUGGUCUUUCUAAGUCUUGUGGUGUUCAGAUUGUAUUAAAAACUGCUUUGAGAAAAGUGCUGAGUCAUAUUUGUGUCUCUAACAGAUGAGAGUGUAAAAUCUGUGACUGCAUUAAAGUAAAUAAAGAUCUCGAGCUCAUGUAGAUGAAGCUUCAGUAUCAGAGUCCUCCAUCAGCUCUGUUCACGUGUUUAAUGUUAAUACAGGUUUUCAAAAAGA
Notolabrus celidotus (New Zealand spotty) is the source of this 3023-nucleotide messenger RNA. Its product is annotated as mucin-5AC-like. The record is from RefSeq and is a predicted model, not a curated record. The transcript is spliced from 2 exons. NCBI's taxonomy places the organism in Eukaryota, Metazoa, Chordata, Actinopteri, Labriformes, Labridae. Gene Ontology annotation, biological process: positive regulation of neutrophil differentiation; regulation of stem cell division. Bases 144 to 1577 code for a protein of 477 amino acids.